Molecule: messenger RNA, 1333 nt
Organism: Triticum dicoccoides
Lineage: Eukaryota; Viridiplantae; Streptophyta; Magnoliopsida; Poales; Poaceae
Product: protein TIFY 6b-like
Exons: 6
Coding region: 111-914 (267 amino acids)
Biological process (GO): response to wounding; regulation of jasmonic acid mediated signaling pathway; regulation of defense response
Cellular component (GO): nucleus
Source: RefSeq, a predicted model, not a curated record
CUCGCCUCGCGCAGAAUUUUCAUCCACCCGCGCAAGGCAGAUUGAGAACGACGACCGGCGACGACGCAGGCGCGUGCGUGUUCGUCUUCCCCGAUCGAGCCGUAGCGCGGAUGGAGAUGGACUUUCUGGGCCCACGAUCGGCGCCGCGGCAUGCGAUGCCGCUCGUGGCGCGACGCGAUGCCGAGGACGACGGCGAGCCCUGGCGUCUCGCUUCACCGGCACACUUCGCGUAUCCGGACGUGUGCGCGGCGGCGGCUCAUCGCCACCACCCGACGGCGCCGUCGUACCAGCUGCACGCGCCGCCGCCGCCGCCUCUGCAUCCCCAAGCCUUCCCGUGCGCCAUUCCCGCCUCGUCCCUGCAAGGCCCGCAGGUAGUCCACCGUGCAGCGUACUCGCCCGAUCGGAGGUGCUCCGCCGCGCAGCUGACGAUAUUCUACGCAGGUUCAGUGCAUGUGUUCGACAACGUGACGAAGGAAAAGGCCGAGCAGAUCACGUUCAUGGCCGCGAAGGCAGCUCAAGCAGGCCGCAGCCCUCCCCUUCGUCGGGCGCUGCGGCAAUCGGAAUCUGCUCCGGUCCCCGACGAAAGAAAGCAGAUGCCACUGGCGAGAGCUUGCAGCGAUCCUGUGCACCCUUCGCCACAGGCAUUGUUUAUGCUGCCGCAUAGAGAUGUUCCGCUGGCCAGGAGUGCGUCCCUUGCCCGCUUCCUCGAGAGACGCAAGCGAAAGCAAAGGACAGCAAAUGCAGCAACGCCUUACUCUCGUAGGGAGAUAUCCCCUGGUAGCGUGGACACUUUCCGCAUGGUCUCGCCAGGAAGCACAACACUAUCCGGCAACACCGAACUGUCAUGGUUCUUCGGAGAUGAAAAGCUGGGAAGCCGCGACGAGGAGGCGCUGGACACGGAGCUCAAGAUGUAGCCGGUGCACAAGCCCUCGCGCCGAGCGUCCCUCAAUAAUCAAGCCCGAAUUUUGGAUCAAGUUGUGUAGACGGUUGGGCUGAUGACAAACAAAACCUUUUGGUGCGUUGGGCGGCAAGAUCUUAGCGUAGCCUUCUUCUUCUUCUUUUGGUUUUGCCUUUCGGGUUUGGCGACGAUGUUUGCUUACAGUUUCUCUUGAAACUGAAAACAUCAUCAUCGCCCUUUUCGGCUUUUUUUAUUUACGGGCUUCUUCAGAUUGUUCCUCAAUCUGAUUAAGAAUCCUGUAGUUUUGGCCGGUGAGAGUUUUUUGUUUUCUUUAUUUCUUUUCUUCCUUUUGAAACGCCAGCUGAUUUGAUGUAUCUCAUAACUGUUAACACUACUGCUGACUGCAAUCAACAAUUUUUGGUCGUCGUUUUUUCA